AAAUAAGGUUAUGAUCAAUACAGUUUACCAUAUAGGGUAAGAAUUCGUGGAAAAUCUCUGUGACUGGCCCUUCAGCAUGACACAUAACCGUAUCCACUACCUAUAAAUAUGAACCCUUUCGCAGCGAGAGGCAUAAUUCAACAAACAACUUGGAGAAAACGUUAGUGCUCAGUUCAACAAAAUUAAAUAACAAUGACUCUUGGCUAUGAUGACGAUAUCGCCGGCAUUGUAAUUGACAACGGUUCCGGUAUGUGUAAGGCCGGUUUCGCAGGUGACGAUGCCCCAAGAGCUGUGUUCCCGGCGGUGACAGGACGACCAAAGUAUGACAUCUGGAUGACAGGCAUGGGUGGUAAGGAUACAUAUAUUGGAGAUGAGGCACAGAAUAAGAGAGGGGUUUUAUCACUGAAAUAUCCAGUCGAACACGGCAUUGUCACUAACUGGGACGAUAUGGAGAGUAUCUGGCAUCACACUUUCUACAAUGAACUCCGUGUGGCUCCGGAAGAACAUCCGGUGUUAUUGACUGAGGCGCCAUUAAACCCAAAGGCUAACCGAGAAAAGAUGACCCAAAUCAUGUUCGAAACAUUCAACACUCCAGCUUUCUACGUGUCUAUCCAAGCAGUGCUUUCACUGUACGCUGCUGGACGUACCACAGGUGUAGUGUUCGACUCCGGAGAUGGUGUUUCACACGUGGUUCCAAUCUACGAAGGAUAUGCAUUACCGCAUGCUAUCGAACGAAUAAAUUUAGCAGGACGAGAUCUGACGAACUAUUUAUCGAGAAUAUUGAACGAACGCGGAUAUAGCUUCACAUCUUCCUCCGAGAUGGAAAUAGUUCGUGAUAUCAAAGAGAAACUAUGUUAUGCGGCCUUAGAUUUCGAAGAGGAAAUGAAUGUUGCUGCAGGUUCGUCUGAAGUAGAGAAAAGUUACGAACUUCCAGAUGGGGAAAUUAUUACUAUUGGUAACGAACGGUUCCGAUGUGUCGAGUCACUUUUCCAGCCGUCAUUUAUUGGCAUGGAAAGUACAGGUACACACGAACAGCUGUAUAACAGCGUAAUGAAAUCUGAUAUUGACAUAAGAAAAGAUCUGCUAUCUAAUGUCGUACUCUCAGGGGGCUCAACAAUGUUUCCUGGCAUAGCAGACAGAAUGAAAAAGGAAUUAGACAAUUUGGUUCCCAGUUCCAUGAAGGUCAAGGUUAUUGCUCCACCAGAGAGGAAGUACUCAGUGUGGAUCGGUGGCUCUAUCUUAUCAUCUCUUUCCACGUUCGGUCAAAUGUGGAUCUCUAAACAGGAAUACGACGAGUGCGGCCCAAGCAUUGUUCACAGAAAAUGUUUCUAAGGCAACAGCAGGACUCGAACUAUUCAGUGCAAUUUUCUUCAUGUCAUUUUUGUAAAUAAUUCUUCAUCAUUUAUAUGAACAUGUGGCUCAUGAACUGUAGUAUACAUUGCCGCUUUUAACUCAUGAUUGUGAUAUAUUUGUUUAUUUUUCAUAUAUCAAUGUUUCAUAUUCACAGGAAAGAUUUGAUUCUCUUGAAAUAAACAUGUUUCGAUACUUACAAUAUCACUGUUACUACAAACGAUUUAAAAAUAAAGUUAGAAAAAUCAUAAAUAGUUUAUAUUUUUGUAUUUAGAUUUCUGAUAACUCCAAAUUAAUAUCAUCGA
Messenger RNA from Mercenaria mercenaria, 1655 nucleotides. RefSeq names its product actin, cytoplasmic-like. The record is from RefSeq and is a predicted model, not a curated record. The coding region runs from base 193 to 1332 and encodes 379 amino acids. Lineage: Eukaryota; Metazoa; Mollusca; Bivalvia; Venerida; Veneridae. The transcript is spliced from 2 exons.